This is a messenger RNA of Chlamydomonas reinhardtii, 6097 nucleotides long. RefSeq lists its product as uncharacterized. Lineage: Eukaryota; Viridiplantae; Chlorophyta; Chlorophyceae; Chlamydomonadales; Chlamydomonadaceae. The record is from RefSeq and is a predicted model, not a curated record. Bases 169 to 5241 code for a protein of 1690 amino acids. Gene Ontology annotation, molecular function: protein binding. The transcript is spliced from 14 exons.
CAAAGCGUCGAGGCUCUUUCUGUAUGCGGCAAUAUGAGCGACGGUGCUAUGGUUUACGGGCAAUGAAAAUGGGAGAACGCAGCGACUGUCAAAUGUUUAACUUGUUGUGCGACAGCUAAACACGCAAGCGCAUGGCACGUGUUACCUUGCAAUACUUAGUCCUUUAGAAUGCAUCAGGGCUCCUCCACGCUGUUCGUGGCUCGUCUGCCGCUAGUCAACGAUGGUUGGCUCGCUGCCGGGCGCGAGGUCGCGCUCGUGAGGCCACACCCCCUGCUCAAGAGCCUUCUCAGCGUGGUGGACUCGCAUGGCAUCCUGCGGGUAGUGCGCCUAGGCGAGGGCGCCGCCCGUUCGUCCGUUGUGGCCGCGUAUGAGCUGCAGCUGUCGACAGCGGGCGGCUUCACACAGCCGGUGGCCAAGGCCUGGAGUGCGCUGGAGCACCAGCCCGACGACGGCGUGUUGUUGUCACAGGCCGGCUCAGGUCGCAUCAUGUUUGCGCAGCUCCCGCUGGGCGAGGGCGAGGCCGGGCCAGUCUUCCUGUUCGGAUCUCAUGAGGCGCCGGUCCUCGCGCUGGCUUCCACUCGGGAGCUGCUGCUGUCGGGUGGUGCGGAUGGCUGCGUGCGGCUGUGGUCACUGGACACCGGCGCCCAGAUCGAUAGUGCGCAGCAGCCGGGUGGGCUGGUGGCGGUGACGGCUGUGGCGUUUGUGGGGCCCCUAAUGGCCGCCGCGGGUACGGACCGGGGUGACGUGGCGGUGCUGGACUGCUCGGGCGGCCGACUGGAGGCCGUGGCGCGCUUCCGUGCGGACGCCGGCCCCGUCAGUGCGCUGGCAGCGCGCGUGUCGCCGCGCCAGGCUGCUGACGUGGCGGUGGCGGAGGCGCCGCGUGGCCUGGACGGCGGCGGCGUGCUCCCAGCACCCGUGGGGCUGUCGUGGCGGGACGGCGGCCGCGGUGCCACUUGGUCCGGCGCAGUGGAUCCGCCGCUGCUGGCGGUGGCUUCCACCGCGGGCUGGCUGCAUGUGUUCUCGGCCAGCGCCACCGGCACCGCCACGGCGGCGGACUGCGGCUGUUGGGUGCACGCGUACGCGGGGGCGGUGUCAGGCCAGCCGCACCUGUCCUUCAGCCCAGACGGCCGGUACCUUGCCGUGGCAUCAGGCGCUGGCACCGGCCGGCUGGUGGUGUUGGACACGUGCUCGGGCAGCCGCCAGUCCGGACCGCACAGCAGCAUGGCGGUGAUGGCGGAGCAGCGCUACCCGGGGCCGCUGGCAGGCGGCGGCUUCCUGCCGGCAGCGGCGGGCGGGUCGGAGCUGGUGGCGCUGCAGCGCGGCGGCGGCCUGGCGGGCGGGGUGCGGCUGCGGCUGUAUGCGGCACCGACCGCGGCAGCAAUGGGGCUGCCGGAGCUUAUUCAGCUGACGUUUCCGGUACACGAUGCGGGCAGUGGCCACGGCCCUCAGCGUGGAGUGCAACCUGGGGCGCUGGACACCGCAGAGCAGGCGGAGCUGCAGGAGGGCCAGGACUUCCUGGACUGGCUGCAGCUUAAAGCCGGCGGGGCUCCAGCAGCAGCUGCAGCGUCGGGGUUUGCGCCGGGCGAUGCCAACGCUGCAGCUUCUCCCGGUGCCGCCGCGGCUGCGCUGGUCAGCGGCGACACCCCAUCCCCGAUGGGAAUGUUGCUAGGCCGGGGCCGUGGACAGUAUGGGUAUGAAGGCAUUGGCGUGUCAGGAAACGUAGGCGGCGGUUGGGGCGCCCGAGCUGGCGCGGUGCCGAAGACAGAUGCUGCAAGGGCUGGUGGCUACACACCGGCGACGGUGCCCCUGGAGAGUCCCUACCCGGGGCUGGUGGUGGCCGCUCGCGGCACCGCGCCUCGCAGUCCGCUGGCACCAGUGCGUGGAAGCGCCGCCUCCGUCUCUGGACUUGCCACCAGUCCGAGCACGGCAGCAGCAAUUGCUCGCGCUGGUCUUGGAGGCGCAUUGGAGGCAGGCGAGGGAGGCGCCAGCGGCAGGGGCACGAGUAGCCCCGCCGCUGAGCCAUGGGCGUCGCCGCCGCUAGGCGCUGGGGCUGCUGGAGUGGCGGGGGGCAUAGCAGCAGGUAUGGCUGAAGGCAGCGCAAGGGCCAGCGCAGGAGGAGGCGGUGCGGGUGGUAGCCCCGCACGCACGUGGCAGGCGGUGCCGCCCGCCACCCAGCCGACGCCUCGCAGCUGGAUUACGGGCCUGCCUCCUCGGCCAGACUUGCUCCCAGCACCGCUGCCGCCGCAGUCAUCCUCAGCUGCCGUUAUGGCUACGCCAGGACAUGAACGCCUGCGCUCGGUGAUGCCGAAUCCUGUCGGUGGCGGGGGCACCCGAUAUGCACCCCGCGGCUCUGACUCAGGAGUGGAUCCUGGUCUGAGUGAGGGCCUGGGGGACACCGACGCCGGGGAGCUCCCACACACAGGCACGCUGCUGCCUGUGGCCACCAGCACCUCUGCUGCAGCCGCUGGUCGCUACGCGGCGGCCGCCCAGCCCUCAUUCGAGGACUACGACCAGACAGGGCUGCCGGAUUCAGCAGCAGCUGUCGGUGAGGAGGACGGCGAGGCGCCGCUUGAAGCCACCGCCGCUGGUGUUGGUCAUGGAGAAUGGCGCCGCCAGGCUGCAGCAUUUGCUGAGGAAGCCGAGGCGGAGGAGCAGCCCCGAGCAGCUCGGCCGCCACGGCCGUCUGCAGAGGAUUAUGAGCUCGCAACCAGCUCACGGGGCGCGCCCAGCCCACAAGCAGCAGGGGGCUACGGCACCGCCGACGCAGCCGGGGGCUGGGGCGGGGGCACAUGGCGGCAGAAUGACAAUUCCAUGGAGGGCGGUGGCAGCGAGGCGUGGUUCAGGUCGUCCAUCUCUGCCUCUGCGGGCAUUGCCGGUACAGCCGCCCCCGCAGCCGGUGCUGGCAGCUUCCGCUUCGUCACCCUCCCCAUGUCUCAGCCGCGCGCAACCCAACCUGCAGGCAGCCAAGCCUUCGGACAGUCACUGGCAGGGGGGUCCCUCGAUGCGGGUGAUGGUGGCGGCUGGGGCGCGGACGCCUACAAUCCCGACCCUGCCAGUGAUGAGCCACAGGAUGAGGAUGGCGGGGCUGACGACGCGGGUGGCGAUGCCCAAGUGGACUUGGACGCCGACGCGGCAGCAGAGGCGCAGGACUGGAGCCAGCGGCGCUACAGCCCACUAGAGCAGGCUGCCUAUCUGAGUCGGCAGCUGGCAGACCUGCAGCUGGAGGUUGGCGGGAGCGCCCAAGGGGAGGGGCAAGAGCAGGGCGCCGAGGAGCAACUGGAGGAGGGGGAGGAGGAGGAGGACGGUGCGCUCAUGCCUCGCGGCGCGGCUGGCCUGCCGGCGCCAUCGCGGCGCGGCAACAAUGAGGACGUCGAGGAUGCACAGCCGCACCAGAGCUUGCAUCCGCAUGGGAGCCGCAUGCACGCCUGGCGCCACGAGCAGCUGCAGCCGAUUGAGGAGGAGCAGGAGAGCCGCAAGGAAGAGGCACAAGCAGCCGAGCAGGCGCAGGAGGAGGAAGGCAAUGACGAUGCCGGAGCCGGGCUCGGCACGGCGGCGCAGCUCCCGUCCGACAGCGUGCAUGUGGGUUACAGCCUGCUGCCGCGGCCAGAGGAGCAUGAGGAGCAGGUGUCCGCAGCCGGCCUCUGGGAGGGCUUUGCGAAUGCGGACGUCCUGAGCGGCCGUGGCAUGGCGCAGGCAGCUACUGUCGAGGUUGGUGCUCGUGGCGGUGUGCGGGCGGCCGCGGCCCCCGGUCGGCCCGCAUGGCCCUCCGCACGACUCCGGCAGUCGCCUGCAGGCAGCAGCCACCGCAUGCAGCUGUCUGGCGAGCCGCCGUCUCCGCUGGCGGCGGCAGCACCCGCCGGCGCCGCCUCCGCAGCAAGUGGCGCGGCGUUGGGCCCUGCGAUUGAGCAGGCGGGCUGGACGGGGCGGCAGAUGCUGAUGCAGCUGCGUCACCGCAAGCCGCCAGUGCCUGGCACUUCUGCGGCGACUGUAACCCAUGGAGGAGUGGCGGGGCUUUCGGACGUCGUUAGGCCAUCGGAGCGCUCGCCAGCAGUGGAGCGGCACAAGGGCAGCUGGGGGGGCGAGACGACACCAGGCCAACACAGCCCCGCGCGGAGCCGGCUGCAGUCGCCCGGUGUGCUGCUGGGCUCGCCCAGCACCUCGGCGACCGGCUCCACCAUGGCGGCGGCGGCGAGACGGGCGGAGGCGCCAUCCGCAUCCGCACCGGGCGCCGCCGGUCGCGGUGCCCCAGCCGCUGCUGCCAGGUCCAGCAAGGCCGCCACGUCUGCAGCUACCCAGGCCCAGCCCACCGCCGGCAGUCGCAUGCACCUGGCGUAUCUGCGGCAGCAGCGGCAGCAGCACCACCAGGCGCGAGUGCAGGCACGACAGCUAGCAGCCGAGGCCCCCGCCUCCACAAACUCCACGCCCGUUGCUGCUGCUACCGGCGCAGGCUCUCGGCCGGGCCGCGCGCUGGCGACAGGCAGGCCCAGCAGGAACGGCAGAAGCCCAACCUUGGCUGGGCCAGUUGCGUCUGAGUCCCCCCUGCAUGGUCAGUUUGCUGCUUUCCGCGGCGGCGGCGGAGUCAGCGGUGGCGCGCGGCUGGGCGGCAGCCGCCCCGCCCCGGCACACCAACCUUCAAACCGCCGCGAAGCCCAGGCAGCGGUAGCUGCGGCGGCGCCCAGCGGGGGCGUCACGCACUCAGAAGAUGACGAUGUGGCGUAUGCAGCGGCAAUGCAGGCCGACGAGGAUGCUGCCGAAGCUGCUGCGACUCCCGGCGCGCUACCGCAGUUCGGAGCCACGGCCUUGCUGCUGCGCAAGAUGGAAGGGUUGCGGGACGUUCUGGAGUCACCGCCGCCGGGUGCACUGCCGCCGCCGUCCGAGGCGGCAUGGGUGACCGGCGCGGGCCUGCCGCUGGACGUGACGGCUGCGGCAGCGGCGGUGGGCAUGAGCGAGGCGGCGGCGGAGGAGGCGGCACGCCGUGCGGCCACACGGGCCGCCAACGUGCCAUUUGACGCGGCCGUGUACGACGAGUUGCCGCCAGUGCACUACGUCCCCGCCAAGGCGCCCACGACCAAGGCGCAGCUGGACCCCAGGUGGGUGGCGUCGCGGCAGCAGCGGCCCGAGAUGUGGUCGCUGUGGCGGCCGGCAGAGGUGGCCAGCGAGGUCUGCAACACCCGCGGGGUAGCUAUGUACACGGCGCCGUCUGCUGCAGAGGUCGCACGGAGCUUGCUAAGGAUCCACUGAGCAGGCUGCUUUGCGGAAGCUGCAGUGCAGACGUCGGGGCGGGAGGUUGGGUUGGACAGGUGCCUGGUUGCGGGCCCGCGGGUGAGCGCAGUAAGCGGACUGGCCUUGUCCGGUAUCAACGUCCAGCUGGGUAGCGGCGAAGGCGCGGCAGGCGCUGGCUUACCGUUGCGUGCGUAGUGAGCAGGUGUAGGCGGCUGAGCAGCUGAGGUGAGGCGCUUCAUGACCAGCCGUUUGCAACCUUCCGGUAGUGGCACAUACAUAGCUAUGUACGGCAGGCGUGUAUGGUUUGGCACGCGGGUUGGGGGGGGGCGGCGUGUACAGACCGAACCCAUGCCAAUUGCUUUAGGACGGGCCCUCGCACUUCAUGUCGCAUAUGUACGGAUGGCCCUAAUAACCAUGGAGGAAUGUCGCACCCGUGGAGGGCACUGUAUAAGCUCUCUCCAAGCGCAAUCGGCGUCAGGGUGUACACAAUAAUGAGGAUGUGGCCGUGUAGGCAUGCACAGUAAGCGGUAGCCUGCGGCGGCUUGUGACAGCUGCGUGGCGGCUGUUUCAGAUGGGUUUCUGCACCGCGGGGACCCCUGGCUGGCGGUGCCUAUGGAGACCAUGUCCGGCAGGUGAGGGGGGAACGCAGGGAAAGUUCGGCCUUUAGGCGGUUAUCGACGUGCUUGAAAAAUCGCAACACGCACAAGCGAACAUGACGUUGUAGAGCCGGGGCCAGUAUGCGGUGUGAUGUGUUGUGAGGCUUCUCCUUCCAGGGGAAACCCACUUGCUCCCUUCGACCACCACCUCCGUCCGUCUGUAGCCACUUGCCAGGUUCACGCGGUAAUCAUUGCGCAAGAUGUAAGUUUCUCAGGGC